Messenger RNA from Owenia fusiformis, 766 nucleotides. The record is from the annotation of a GenBank genome assembly. NCBI's taxonomy places the organism in Eukaryota, Metazoa, Annelida, Polychaeta, Sabellida, Oweniidae.
CAUGCUAUUCGAAAUUCUUGCAUUAUGUGUGUCUAUUUUUCUCUUUAUAUACGCUUUCAAUAGAUACAGUCGUAAGAAAUGUACAGCUCCUGGGCCACCACGAGGGGUCCCCGUUCUUGGAAAUCUCGUCCAGAUGUUUGAUAAACAAGCGUUCUUAAAACUCUGCGAUUGGCAAAAGGAAUUAGGAGAUGUAUACAAAUUGAAUCUGUUUACCGAAGAAGUUGUUGUGGUGAAUGGAGAUGCUGUUUAUGAAGUCUUGGUUACGUGUGGGGAUGAUUAUGGUGGGCGAGUCCAGGCAGCACGCACUAAAAUUUACUCCAACGGCUUUAGAAAUAUUGGUUAUAGGCACCCUGAUAAAGAAUGGAAGACCAUGCGGAAGAUUGCACAGAAAGGUUUGAAGCAGUACGGAGAAGGCGUGGCCAACAUUGAGCGUAUCAGUAUGGAAGAGAUUCGUGAAUGCCUCGAUAAGUUUGACAAAACAGAGGCGUUUGAUCCGUCUGACGUUAUCAACGAUAUGGUCAUUGCAAUCAUCAUAACAGUUUCAAUGGGUGUGAAACUGGGCACCCAUGAUCCGUUACAUCAAAAGAUCAAACGUGCUGAAAAACUGUUCCCUCUUGCGUUUGGAGUUGAUACGUCGUACCUCGAUGUGGUUCCUUGGCUAAGAAAUCUUCCCAACGAAGCUGCUAAAGUUUUUAAUGAUGCAAUCGACGCAACGCGACAAUUGGAAUUGGAAAUUUUUCAGAGAUCAAUGGUAUGUACCUUUUAA